AACAUGACUCAGACCGUCAAGUUCGCCUCUAGAGUGUUCAAUCGUGUCCUGGGGGCUCCCGAGCUGAGCGCCUCACUGGGCUCCGGAGGCGCCAACUCAGCGCUCCGGAGCUUGGCGGACAUCCCAGGCCCCUCCACUCCCAGCUUUCUGGCUGAACUCUUCUGCAAGAGGGGACUGUCGCGACUACACGAGCUACAGGUGCAGGGCGCUGCGCGCUUCGGGCCCGUGUGGUUGGCCAACUUCGGUACGGUGCGCACGGUGUAUUUGGCCGCUCCUGAGCUGGUCGAGCAGCUUCUGCGACAGGAGGGGCCCCGGCCAGAGCGCUGCAGCUUCUCUCCCUGGACCGAGCACAGGCGCCAUCGGCAGCUGGCUUGCGGACUGCUCACCGCGGAAGGCGAAGAAUGGCAGAGGCUCCGCACCCUGCUGGCCCCGCUCCUUCUUCGGCCUCAAGCGGCCGCCAGCUAUGCCGAAACCUUGGGCGACGUGGUCCAUGACCUUGUGAGGCGACUGCGGCGCCAACGGGGACGAGGCGCCGGGCCGCCUGCCCUGGUUCGGGACGUGGCGGGAGAGUUUUACAGAUUUGGACUAGAGGGCAUAGCCGCAGUGCUGCUGGGUUCGCGCCUCGGCUGUCUGGAAACCGAAGUGCCGCCGGACACGGAGACCUUCAUUCGCGCGGUGGGCUCUGUGUUUGUAUCCACGCUGCUAACCAUGGCAAUGCCGAACUGGCUGCACCGCCUAGUGCCCGGACCCUGGGGCCGCCUCUGCCGAGACUGGGACCAGAUGUUUGCAUUUGCCCAGCAGCACGUGGAGCAACGAGAGGCUGAGAUGGGCAUGAGGAACCAGGGAAAGCCUGAGGGAGGCACGGAACCUAGGGCUCAUCUCACCUACUUCCUGUUCCGAGAAAAAAUGCCUGCCCCAUCCAUCGUGGGGAAUGUGACAGAGCUGCUACUGGCCGGAGUGGACACGGUGUCCAACACGCUCUCCUGGGCUCUGUAUGAGCUCUCUCGACACCCUGAAGUCCAGACAGCACUCCAUUCAGAGAUCACAGCUGCUCUGGGCCCCAGCUCCUGUGCUCACCCCCCAGCUGCUGCUCUGUCCCAGCUGCGCCUGCUGAAAGCUGUGGUCAAGGAGGUAUUGAGGUUAUACCCUGUAGUACCUGGAAAUUCCCGUGUCCCAGACAGAGACAUUCGUGUGGGUGACUAUAUCAUCCCAAAAAAUACGCUGGUCUCUCUGUGUCAUUAUGCCACUUCUCGUGACCCUGCCCAGUUCCCAGAGCCAAAUUCUUUUCGUCCUGCUCGCUGGCUGGGGGACAAUCCAGCCCCCCACCCAUUUGCAUCUCUCCCCUUUGGCUUUGGCAAGCGCAGCUGCAUGGGGAGACGCCUGGCAGAGCUUGAACUGCAAAUGGCUUUAGCCCAGAUCUUGACCCACUUUGAGGUGCAGCCUGAGCCAGGUGCUGCCCCAGUCCAACCGAUGACCCGGACUGUCCUGGUGCCUGAGAGGAGCAUCAACCUACAGUUUGUGGACAGAUAG
This is a messenger RNA of Orycteropus afer afer, 1530 nucleotides long. RefSeq names its product 25-hydroxyvitamin D-1 alpha hydroxylase, mitochondrial. Gene Ontology annotation, cellular component: mitochondrial inner membrane. Gene Ontology annotation, molecular function: heme binding; iron ion binding; monooxygenase activity. Gene Ontology annotation, biological process: cortisol metabolic process; C21-steroid hormone biosynthetic process; cellular response to peptide hormone stimulus. Lineage: Eukaryota; Metazoa; Chordata; Mammalia; Tubulidentata; Orycteropodidae. The record is from RefSeq and is a predicted model, not a curated record.